AUGGCCGCCAAGUUUGCUUUACUGCUGCUGCUGCAGCUGGCUCUCACGUCGGCGGACGACAUGUCGAUGGAGUACCACCGCUACGACGAGCUGCGGAAGGCGCUGGUGUCCGUGUGGCUGCAGUGUCCCACCAUCGCGCGCAUCUACACCGUCGGCGAGAGCGUCGAGGGCCGCGAGCUCCUCGUGCUGGAGAUGUCCGACAACCCCGGCAAGCACGAAGCGGGCGAACCCGAGUUCAAGUACGUGGCCAACAUGCACGGCAACGAAGCGGUGGGCCGGGAACUCCUGGUCUACUUGGCGCAGUACCUGUGCGACCAGUACCAACGGGGGAACCAGACCGUGGUGGACCUCAUCCACAACACACGAGUACACCUCAUGCCCUCCAUGAACCCCGACGGCUUCGAGAAAGCCGCCUCGCAGUCCGGCGAGAUCAAGGACUGGUUCGUGGGCCGCACCAACGCGCAGGGGGUGGACCUGAACCGCAACUUCCCCGACCUGGACAGGAUCGCCUACAUCAACGAGCGAGAAGGCGGAGCCAACAAUCAUCUGCUGCAAAACAUCAAGAAGUCGGUGGAUGAAAACACCAAGCUGGCACCGGAGACCAAAGCGGUGAUCCGCUGGAUCAUGGACGUCCCCUUUGUCCUGUCGGCCAACCUUCACGGGGGCGACGUGGUGGCCAAUUACCCGUACGACGAAACCCGCACAGGCUCGGCCCACGAGUACAGCGCCAGCCCAGACGACGCUCUCUUCAAGUCGCUCGCCAAGGCCUACUCCUCCUUCAACCCCGUCAUGUCGGACCCGGGGCGGGCUCCUUGCCGCCAGAGCGACGACGACGCCAGCUUCAAGGACGGCGUCACCAACGGGGGGGCCUGGUACAGCGUACCGGGGGGAAUGCAAGACUUCAACUACCUGAGCAGCAACUGCUUCGAGAUCACGCUGGAGCUGAGCUGCGACAAAUUCCCCGCCGAGGACACGCUCAAGAGCUACUGGGAGCAGAACCAAGACUCCCUGGUUAACUACAUACAGCAGGUUCAUCGCGGUGUCAAGGGCUUCGUGCGAGACCUGCAGGGCAACGCCAUCAGCAACGCCACCAUCUCGGUGGAAGGCAUCGACCACGACGUCACCACAGCCAAAGACGGCGACUACUGGCGCCUGCUGAUUCCUGGCAACUACAAAGUGGCGGCAUCGGCUCCGGGAUACUUGAGCGUCAUCAAGAAAGUGGCCGUCGCCUACAGCCCCGCCACCAGGGUGGACUUUGAGCUGGAGUCUCUGAUGGAACGAAAGGAGGAGGAGCGCGAGGAGCUGAUGGAUUGGUGGAAGAUGAUGUCGGAGACGCUCAACUUCUAA
This is a messenger RNA of Nerophis lumbriciformis (worm pipefish), 1347 nucleotides long. The record is from RefSeq and is a predicted model, not a curated record. Lineage: Eukaryota; Metazoa; Chordata; Actinopteri; Syngnathiformes; Syngnathidae.